Syngnathoides biaculeatus (alligator pipefish) is the source of this 1482-nucleotide messenger RNA. Its product is annotated as prostaglandin D2 receptor 2. Bases 1 to 1341 code for a protein of 446 amino acids. Lineage: Eukaryota; Metazoa; Chordata; Actinopteri; Syngnathiformes; Syngnathidae. Gene Ontology annotation, molecular function: complement receptor activity; G protein-coupled receptor activity. Gene Ontology annotation, biological process: phospholipase C-activating G protein-coupled receptor signaling pathway; chemotaxis; inflammatory response. The record is from RefSeq and is a predicted model, not a curated record. The transcript has a single exon. Gene Ontology annotation, cellular component: plasma membrane.
AUGUCGAACACAAGCUUCAUGUCCAAUGUCUCGGGGGAGCAACAUUUCUGUCCCCUGCUGCAGCUAAUGCAGCAGCACGCCUUCAACAAUCACACCAAGAGCAACUGGAUCGUCGUUUGCUUCCACGGCCUGGUCUCCUGCCUCGGGAUUUUGGAGAACGCCCUGAUCCUUUGGGUGGUGGGUUUCCGUCUGCGGCGUCGGACCGUGGCCUCUGUCUGGGUGCUCAAUCUGGCCAUGUCUGACUUCCUGGCCACCCUGACACUUCCUUUCUUCACCCUCUACCUUGGCUCCUCCCACAGUUGGGAGCUCGGCAACGUCCUCUGCAAAAUACAAGCCUCCAUCUUUUUUUUGAACAUGUUUGUAUCUGCCUUCCUGCUGGCAGCCAUAUCACUGGACCGCUGCAUUCUGGUCACCAAACCGGUGUGGUGUCAGAAUCAUCGAUCGGUGGCCCAAGCGUGGAAGGUGUGCUUGCUGGCUUGGCUGUGGGCAGGGAUCAAUACAUUUCCUUACUUCCUGUUUCGCUCAGUGACUGAGACUGUGGAUAAAAGAAAACUGUGCUAUCAUAAUUUUGCUCUGUAUCUAACAUCUGAAGCCACACUCGAGAGAGACUGCGAAGUGAGGCAAAUAGCCACAGCCAUCUCAAAGCUGUUGCUGGCCUUCCUGUUUCCCCUGGUGGUGAUUGCGGGGAGCUACAUCCAAAUGUGUCUCACCCUGAGAAACAGGAGACAGAGGAGGAUGCAGCAGAGCAUCAAAUUAAAUGAGGCAUUGAUUGGAUCGAACAAUAAUGAGGCAUCAGGAACUGCAACUUUGUCAACUAAUAUUUCAUUAAAGCGUCUUGCUUUUGGCCGAUCAAUGUCCCUGAUACCCGCAUCUUUGUCCCCAAACUCCUCCUUUAGUGUCAACAAUCACAACCAGCUGUCACACAGCUUCACCAAGAUGGUAACAGUCGUGAUUGCGGUAUUUGCCCUGUGCUGGGCUCCCUAUCACAUCUUCUGCAUGAUUGAGGUGUCAGCCCUGUAUGAUAAGGAAAACCUCAGAGUGGUGGAGGUGGGGUUGCAUCUCGCCACAACUUUUGCAUUCUUGAAUCCAGUGCUGAACCCCAUUCUGUACGCCUUUAGCUGCCCAGACUUUUGCGUGAGAAUAAGACAAAGCCUGGGAGCUGUCUUUGAUGGACUAGUAGAGGAGGGAGGAGGAAAGCGAUUGGCUCCAGCAAGGAGUAUACGAUCUCAUACGAGGCCCAAAAACGGUCGACCUGCCUGCUUUCGAUCACCAAAGACUCAACACUCCCCAAAGACUUUAGCUGUCCCCACACCAGUCUUUGCUACCGCUGAUCAUUUAUAGAGCAUCGAGGAGGAUCUGACUGUGAAUCAAACACUUGUUACUUCAUGUCUGAUUUGGUGAAAGGCUUUAGACAUCUGUUUCACGAAGGAGCGUCAUCACCAAUUGACACAUCUGUUCUGUCUGUACAGCACAAGUAUUAAA